AUGUCAACACCCGAUGUUGCUAUAGGGCCGGAAAUACAAAAGUUAGUGGACCCUUUCGUUCUCAAGCUUAAAAGACACCAAAUAGAAGGUGACAGAGAAAUAGCCUUGGCGGUAGCACAGCUACUUAUGCGAGUGAUCUCAGCUGCUCGUUGGUCCGACCCCCAUGACUUGAUAGAUUUGAUUCGAAAGACUGGUAAGGUGAUUAUUGGUGCACGUUCAAAGGAAAUAAUUACUGGUAACAUUAUCAGACGUGUGCUUGCAUUGAUCAGGGAUGAAAUUGAAACUGACAAUUCUGAGAGCACCCCAAUGAUGAGCUCCAUGUUCAGUUUAUUGUCAACGAAUCUGAAUAAAAAGCUGGCAGUGUCCCAAGUAUCCAAAAAACAGAACAGUGAUCUCAGGUCUAUCAUUAUACAUGGUAUUCGAGAUUUAGUAGAUGAAAUUUCGGCAGUGAACGAGAAUCUCGAAACCAUGGCAUGGGAUUUGAUUCACGAUAAUGAAAUUUUAUUGACCCCUACGCCGUCAUCUGAUACAGUCUUGGAAUUUCUCAUCAAGGCGAGAGCUAAGAGAACGUUCACGGUGCUCGUAACUGAAAACUAUCCCAAUGACAUUAAGAAAGCUCACAAGUUCGUCAAGGCAUUGGUUGACAACAAAAUAGACACAAUUCUUGUUCCUGACUCGACUACGUUUGCAGUCAUGUCUAGAGUAGGUAAGGUGAUUGUGGGUUCCAAGUCGGUAUUUGCCAACGGUGGUUGCAUGUCAAAUUCAGGUGUGGCCCAAUGUCGUGGAAUGUGCCAAGGAACACAAGACCCCGGUAUUCGCUGUGGCUGGAUUAUACAAGUUAUCGCCAUUAUAUCCCUUCAGUCGUAA
Molecule: messenger RNA, 867 nt
Organism: Meyerozyma guilliermondii ATCC 6260
Lineage: Eukaryota; Fungi; Ascomycota; Pichiomycetes; Serinales; Debaryomycetaceae
Gene: GCD7
Product: translation initiation factor eIF2B subunit beta
Exons: 1
Coding region: 1-867 (288 amino acids)
Biological process (GO): translational initiation
Cellular component (GO): eukaryotic translation initiation factor 2B complex
Molecular function (GO): guanyl-nucleotide exchange factor activity; translation initiation factor activity
Source: RefSeq, a predicted model, not a curated record